This is a messenger RNA of Sphenostylis stenocarpa, 2490 nucleotides long. NCBI's taxonomy places the organism in Eukaryota, Viridiplantae, Streptophyta, Magnoliopsida, Fabales, Fabaceae. The record is from the annotation of a GenBank genome assembly.
AUGUCUGAUUCCGAACAGAUAAUGGAGGAAAGCCAACCCCUGACCGAAGAAAAUGAGCGGGGCGAAGACAAACCCAUGUCUAAUUCCGACGACUCUGAUUCGGAGGACGAAGCUCAGCAGAGUCUCCAACUUGAGUCUCUCGAGACCGAGCUUGCUGCUAAUCCCUCUAAUUACGAUGCUCAUUUGCAGUAUAUAACGCUUCUGAGGAGAACUGGUGAUGUUGAUAAACUUAGAAGAGCCAGGGAAGCUAUGAGUGAACUCUUUCCUUUGAGCCCUGCAAUGUGGCGUCAAUGGAUCAAAGAUGAGCUUUCUCUCGUCACUGCUUCUCGACCCGAGGCUUUCUCUCGAAUUCUGAACCUUUACGAACGAGGGGUGUUUGACUAUAAGUCUAUCUCUCUUUGGUGUGACUACAUUAAUUUUGUCCAAGAGUUUGACCCAAUGGUACGCCAAUGUACACCUACUGGUAUUUCCAAGGCAAGGGAUCUGUUUGAGAGUGCCCUUACUGCAGCUGGUUUGCAUCUCGCUGAAGGAAGUAAAAUAUGGGAAGCAUACAGGAUUUAUGAGCAGACUAUACUUUUAACCAUCGAUGAGACUGAUGCACAGGCCAAAGAAAAGCAAGUUCAACGCAUUCGAAGCUUAUUUCACCGCCAGUUGUCUAUUCCCCUGGCUGAUAUGAGUUCAACACUUACUGCCUACAAGACUUGGGAGAUGGAACAAAGAAAUCUUCAAGAUGUUGAAUCCAUUGACUUGGUUGAUAUUGAUCCUAAUGUUGCAUCUUCAUACCAGAAGGCCUUGGAGAUGUACAAUGCUCGUUUUCAUCUUGAAGAACAGAUUUUGAGGCCGAAUAUUUCUGAUUCAGAAAGACUACAACACUACAUGAACUAUUUGAAAUUUGAGCAAUCUUAUGGAAUGCCAGCCAGAAUUCAAGUUCUAUAUGAACGAGCUAUAACUGAGUUUCCUAUAACACCUGAUCUCUGGCUUGAUUAUACUCGCUAUUUAGACAACACUUUGAAGGUUGGUAAUAUUGUCAACAAUGUUUAUUCUAGGGCGACUAAGAACUGCCCUUGGGUUGGAGAACUUUGGAUUCGGUAUUUGCUUUGCUUGGAGCGUGGUCAUACUUCUGAGAAAGACUUGUCUGAAAUCUUUGAGAAGUCCCUGCAAUGUAGCCUUUCGACUGUUGAUGAGUAUCUUGAUCUGUUUCUUACCCGGGUAGAUGGCUUAAGGCGAAGAAUGACAUCCAACAGUGAAGAGGAUUUGGAAUAUAAAUUAAUAAGGGAGACCUUUCAGCGUGCAUCGGAAUAUCUGUCGCCACACUUGAAGAACACUGAGGGUUUACUACAUUUAUAUGCGUAUUGGGCUCGUUUAGAAACAAAACUUGGGAAAGAUAUAACUGCAGCUCGGGGAGUUUGGGAGAAUUGUCUAAAGAUAUGUGGUUCAAUGUUGGAGUCAUGGAAUGGUUAUAUAGCAAUGGAAGUGGAAUUGGGUCACAUAAAUGAAGCAAGGUCCAUAUACAAGAGAUGCUACAGUAAAAGACUUUCUGGGACGGGUUCAGAGGACAUAUGUCACUCAUGGUUACGCUUUGAGAGGGAAUUUGGCAAGUUGGAAGAUUUUGAUCAUGCACUACACAAGGUUACCCCCCGGCUCGAAGAGCUACAGUUAUUUAGGAUACAGCAAGAAUCCAAGUCUGCAGAGGAAAGUGAAAGGAAUCUUAAACGAAAUGCUCGUGAAAAGAGAAAGCUGGGGUCAGAUAUAACUGAAGAACAGUCUCCAUCAAAGCGACUUAGAGAUAUGGGAAAUCCAAGGAAUGCACCUGAGGAGAACAAAUAUAAAGAUCAGAACACUUCCCAUGUUACAAAAGUGGAAGGGGUCAAUUUGAAGAAUAAUAAAAUGGACGAUACCCCAAGUGGGCAACAGUUUAGCCACGAAAAGAACAAGACAUACUCUGACCAGUGCACUGCUUUUAUAUCAAACAUUCAUCCUACGGCAAAUUAUGAGCAUAUUCGUAAUUUCUUCAAUGAUGUUGGUGGAAUUGUUGCCAUCCGCAUCCUACAUGACAAAUUUACAGGGAAAUCAAGGGGAUUAGCAUAUGUGGACUUUUUGGAUGAUGAACACCUUGCUGCUGCAGUAGCUAAGAACAAGCAAAAGUUAAUUGGAAAGAAACUAAGUAUUGCUCGGUCUGACCCAAAGCGAGGUGGACGGGAAUCUUCCAAUUCCAAAACAUUGACAGGACAUGCACAUACCACGAAUCAUUCUGGUAAAAAAGGUUCCGUUUCAGAAGAAACUGAUGAUACUUACAACGGAGAUAUAAAGGACGCAAAGUUCUCUUCUAGAAAACAAGGAAAUGAUAACAUCCUGCUUAGAGGGAAGAAUACUUUUGCCGUGCCUAGAAAUGUAAGACCACUUGGUUUUACUGCAAAUAAACCAAUAGCAGAAGAGGGGGAUGAGAAGCCAAAAUCCAAUGAAGAAUUCAGAAAAAUGUUCAUUCGUUAA